CCUCCCCCCCAACUUUCCCACGCCAAGCCCCCCUCGCAGCGAUGGAUGAAACAUUUCACCAUGGCGCCUCAAAUAGUAAUCUCCACAUUGCUGUCCUCUCAUUCCCGUUCACAAGCCACCCUAUGGCUCUCUUCAUGCUCGUCCGUCGCUUAAUCGCCACCGCUCCGGACAUGAUGUUCUCAUUCUUCGGCACUGCAAAAUGUAAUAGCAUGAUCUUCAAGAACAUAGACAAAAGCCUUGAGAAUCUAAAAGCUUAUGAUGUAGAUGAUGGAAUAGUAUUCACCGGCAAAUUUAAGGAGGAUAUCGAGCUUUUCAUGACGGCGACGCCGGGGAACUUUAAGAAGGGUUUAGAGGUCGCAGUAGCAGAGAGAGGAAGGAAGAUAACAUGUGUGAUGAGUGAUGCUUUAUGGUGGUUUGCUGGAGACAUGGCAGAGGAGUUGAGAGUUCCUUGGUUGGCGUUUUGGAUUGGGGAGGCUCAUUCACUCACAGCUCAUGUCUACACUGACCUGAUCCGCUCAACCUUAGGAGUUGGUCCACACGCAAUCGCUGGACAGGAAGAUGAAGGUGUUGAUUUCAUUCCAGGAUUGUCGUGGGUACAUAUUCGAGAUCUUCAAGAUGGAAUCGUCCUUGGGAACUUGGAGUCUAGUGCAGCUUGCGUCCUAUAUCGGAUGGGCCAAAUGUUGCCACGUGCAACUGCCGUUGUGAUGAACACGUUUGAGGAAUUUAACCCUACGAUCAUCAAGGACCUCAAGUCCAAGUUCCAAAACUGCCUUUCGGUUGCACCCUUCACAAUUGAUUACCCACCUUAUCAGUCAGAUUCAGAUACUAGUGGUUGCCUUUCAUGGCUGGACAAGCAGAAACCUUCCUCUGUAGUAUACAUUAGCUUUGGCACUGUAGGGACAUUGCCCUUACAUGAGUUGGAAGCAUUAGCUGAAGGACUAGAAGCUAGUGGAACACCAUUUCUUUGGUCACUCAAUGAUAAACUGAAGGAACAAUUACCCGAUAGUUUCCUAAACAGGACAAGGGAAAGGGGAUUGAUAGUCCCAUGGGCUCCUCAGGUGAGUGUCCUACAACACAAAGCAGUAGGUGUGUUCAUGACACACUGUGGAUGGAACUCAGUUUUGGAGAGUAUCUUGAAUGGGGUUCCGGUGAUCGGCCGACCGAUUUUCGGAGACCAACACUUGAACGUACGAUUUGUCUCGGAUGUCUUGGGGAUUGGAAUUAGAAUUGAUAAUGGGAUCUUUACCAGAGAUGGAGUGAUUAAAGGACUGGAUUUGGUUUUGUUUAAUGAAGAAGGGAAGAAAAUGUUGGAGAAGGUUCAGUCCCUUAAAGAGCUUUUGAAAAGGGCAAUUGAAAUUGAUGGUAGCUCUACUGGGAAUUUCAGGACUCUCUUGCAAAUAGUAUCUACUAUACCUACCACACCAAACUUUUGAGUUUGGGGCUUGUUUUUCUGAGUUGCUCUUCUGAGCUGGGUGUUGGUUGUGUUCUUUAAUUUCAAGGGGUUUUUUUUUGGGGGGGUAUGCUUUGGUGGGUGGUUUUCUGUUUGGUUGUAUUGUAUGUUUUCUAUCCCCUUUGGGUUAAUAUAUGUUUUAUCUAUUUAAAAAAAAUAAAAAAUGAAAAAUAAAAUAAAAUAAAGGCAUUGCUUGGUCUCGAUUC
Messenger RNA from Macadamia integrifolia, 1656 nucleotides. Its product is annotated as anthocyanidin 3-O-glucosyltransferase 7-like. The record is from RefSeq and is a predicted model, not a curated record. Gene Ontology annotation, molecular function: UDP-glycosyltransferase activity. Bases 42 to 1433 code for a protein of 463 amino acids. NCBI's taxonomy places the organism in Eukaryota, Viridiplantae, Streptophyta, Magnoliopsida, Proteales, Proteaceae. The transcript is spliced from 2 exons.